Meleagris gallopavo (turkey) is the source of this 5003-nucleotide messenger RNA. It is a transcript of the gene WARS2, whose product is annotated as tryptophanyl tRNA synthetase 2, mitochondrial. Gene Ontology annotation, biological process: mitochondrial tryptophanyl-tRNA aminoacylation. The record is from RefSeq and is a predicted model, not a curated record. Gene Ontology annotation, molecular function: ATP binding; tryptophan-tRNA ligase activity. Gene Ontology annotation, cellular component: mitochondrion; mitochondrial matrix. Lineage: Eukaryota; Metazoa; Chordata; Aves; Galliformes; Phasianidae.
GCCCGAUUCACCCCCGCCCCUUUCCGCCUUUGCCAUGGCGACACCGGGCGGCGUGAUCCGGGCCCUGCACCGCGGGACCCACGCACAGGAUUCUAGGGUUAAAUGAACAAACAUUCUCUGGAGUGAACUUAAAUUACGGCAGAAUCAGAAGCUGAAGAAAACUCCAAAACAUGAAAAUGUGGUAAUGGAUCGGAUUUUCUCUGGUAUCCAGCCGACUGGGACGCCUCAUCUUGGUAACUACCUUGGAGCUAUUCAGAACUGGGUGAAUCUGCAGGAAAAGUACAACUCAGUGUUAUACAGCAUUAUGGACCUGCACUCUCUCACCAUGCCCAAGGAGCCAGCUGUCCUUCGACAAAACGUACUGGACACCACUGCUGCCAUCCUUGCCUGUGGGAUUGACCCAAGGAAGUGCUUCUUGUUCAGACAGUCACUGGUUCCUGAGCACACAGAACUUGCCUGGAUUCUUGGAUGCUUAACUAAUGUGCCACGGUUACUACGUUUGCCCCAGUGGAAGAUGAAAUGUGCCAGCCAGAAUAAUGAUGGAAAUGUCGGUUUGUUGACUUACCCUGUUCUUCAAGCAGCAGAUAUUUUGCUGUACAAGUCGACACAUGUUCCCGUUGGAGAAGAUCAAGUCCUGCACCUGGAACUAGCCCAAGAUAUAGCACAACAUUUUAACAAGAAAUAUGGAGAAUUCUUUCCUGUGCCUAAAGCCAUUUUGAGUACAACAAAGAAAAUAAAAUCCCUCAGAGAUCCAACAGUGAAGAUGUCUAAGUCAGACCCACAGAAGUUAGCUACUAUUAACAUAGCAGACAGUCCUGAGGAGGUAGUACUGAAAUUCCGAAAGGCCGUGACUGACUUUACCUCUGAGGUGACUUAUGACCCAUCCAGUCGCCCUGGUGUCUCCAACCUGGUGUCCAUUCACGCUGCGGUAACUGGACUUAGCAUAGAAGAAGUGCUGCACCAAGCUGUUGGUCUUGACACUGCUCAAUACAAAAUGGUGGUAGCAGAGUCAGUUAUUCAAAAAUUUACACCUAUCAGGAAUGAAAUCAAGAAACUCCAGGAAGACAAAGCCUAUCUGAUAAAGAUUUUAGAGGCUGGAGCAGAGAAAGCCAAAGAACUGGCUACCCCCAUCUAUCAAGAAGUAAGAAGACUGGUGGGAUUUCAGUAACUGGCAAGCAGUUGCAAGGACUUCAGUCAUUUGCUCCUGGGAUAGCUAUUUUGUUUGAAACAAACAGUUUGAAACAAAAACUUUUUUUUUCUCUCUCUGCAAAAUCCAAGUAGAAUAGCUAAGCUGUUUACAUCAAAAAGGUGUGUGAAACCAGUUCCUUCCAGUGGGACCAGCUCUGAACUUGUAGGGAUGGUCAGAGGAUGAGGGUGCAGGCAAUCACAGAUAUGAAGAAAUUAUACAAAACCAGGAUACAAAGUUGCUCAGAUGGGGUUUGGGGUUUUUCCUCCAACCACUACAAGAAGCUGAGGUAUAGGCAAGAUGGUUUUAAUCCAGUUGAAGGAGUUGUAAUCUUCUCAAGAACACCCUUAGCUGUUUAUGUGAUCUUGUUAGAGCUGGAUAACUCGUGGUUAUUCAGCUUUGAUACCAUGAUGGUCUGCUCUUGGAUAACCAGACAGCACAGAGUUACAAAUCAGAAUGACUGGGCUUUGGUGAUGAAGAGAGAACUUACUGCUUCUCCCUGUCUUGUCUUCAAAUUCAGUGUAAUUUUGUAUCUACAUCUAGUUUGUAUGAGGUGAGUUAGUCAGAUACUGAUAUCCAUACAGUAGAACUCACUGUGGCUGCUAGUUCUAGAGGGCCUCUUUGAUAGUCUCUCCAAAGAAUGCAGAGCAAAUGUGAAUUUCACUUCUGCCAGCACUGCCAUCCUCCUGAUCGAUUCUGAAGUUCUUUGUUAGGAAACUACCCAAACUUCAACUCAUCCUUUUCCACCUUUUUUUUGGUCUAGCAGGGAGCCCUGAGAUUUUCAAUUCAGCAUCAAGUCUAGGAUUGCUUUAGGAAAGGUUCAGGGAGAAAAGAUGUGUGAAAGAGAUCUUAUGCUGAUCUGUGAGAGAACUUUCUAUAUAAUUUACAAAACUAAUUAUUUAAAAAUUAUGCUCAGGUCAUAGCGAGGACUACAGUAAAAUAAUUUAUCAAAAUUGAAUUAAAUAGAUCUUUGUGAAAUCUCACUGCUAAACCUCACCUUCCUGGGUUUCCGCAAUAGGAACUUGAAAGACAAUCAAAAAAUCAUAUGGUUGAUUGUCCUUUUAUGUUGGAGAAGUUGCCAUGGGCAAGUCAGCCUACUGCCUGCAUUACAGCCACCUUUGUAAGAAAAAAAAAUGUCAUUAUUGUCAUUGGUGACUGGGAAAAGAGGUCCCAAUACAAUGACUAGACCCACUUGAUAAGGAAGUCUGCUACCCCCCUGGAGCCUGUAUUAAAGAUGUUACGAGAAAACUUCCUAACCUAGUGCAGCCCCCAGAUUACUACCCAUUAUUGUUUUUUGAUGUAGGCAACAAUGAAACUGUGAUGAGACCAGGAGAGGCAUCGUGGGCAAUCAAAAGGAUCUGUAGAUUCUUGGGACAAUUGGUUAAAGGUUUGGGAGUGCUGAUAGUGUUUUUCUUUAUCCUUCCAGGUGCUUAGAAUGCUUAGAAAUAUCCAGGCAGAGCUUAUCAAUAUAUGGCUCUUAGGCUGGUGUCAUUGGCAAAAUUUUGGAUUUUUUGAUCACAGUAUGGUCAGUGCAAUGCCAGGCCUGCUGGCACUUGACAGGAUGCACCUUUCUCAGAGAGAGAAAAUUGUUUUUUUGUUUUUUUUUUCUGGGCUUACUGAAAGAACUUUUAACUAGACUUGAAGAUGAAAAGAGAUUAAACGAGGCUUGCCAGUAGUAAGCUGUGAGAUGACUAACCAGAGUUUGAAGGAUCAUGUGCUAGUGAGGUCCUUCAGUCUUCUCCACAAGGCGCUGGGUACACUAGAGCACAUUUGAAAUUUUUCUGUAUUAAUGCAUACAGCACGAGGAACAAGCAGGAGGAACUAGAAGCCCUGGACUUGUUACAGACUUACAACAUUGUUGGUGUAAGCAAGACUUGAUGAGAAGAGUCCUGUGACUGAUGUAUCAUGUUAAACAGUUAAAGACUUUUCGUGAGGGACAGGCAGGGCAGGAGAGGCAGUGUGUGGCACUGUAUGUAAUGGAAUAGCUUGGUUGUAUCAAGCUUACAAUUGGCAAUGAUAUGAUUGAGACCCUCUGCCUAAGUAUUACGGGACAAGCAGGCAAGUAGAUAUCACUGUGGUAGUCUGGACAACAACACAAAUUAUUAUGUAAAGAAUGAAAGAUUAUAUUCCUAGAUCAGCCACCCUUGUGCUAGUGGGUGACAUCAAUUUGUUAGGUGUUACUUGAGAGUACCAUACAGUUGAUACAAAUAGGUCCAUAAAAUUCCUGAAACACUUUGAUGGUAACUUUUUGAACCUUGGAAACAAGGUCAGGUGAUUCAGGGUACUACAGAGGUGUUGUUCACCACUGUAGUGAGAAAAUUUGUACAGCAAAAGCUUAUUUAGGGCUGAAGUUGGCCAGUACUGUGGGGAACAAAAAUAGUACUGUGGGGGACAACAAAAAGGACUUUUUUUACGUAUGUUUUCAGCAAAAGGAGGACCAGAGAUAACACUGAUUAGUUACUUGGUGAGGAUGGUCGCCUCACAAAUAGGGACGUAGACAACAGAGACAUUUAAUGCCUCCUUGACAUCUGUCUUUAACACUGAUGAUGGGUCCUGACUAGAGCCAUGAGUUGAAGGAUUGUGACUGUGGUAAUGGUAAACUCCCAACCAGCUCUAAUGUUAUGCCGGGUUUGCUGCUCCAGCUGGAUGUAUUUAUAUGUCUACUGGGCCUGACGGGGUUCAUCCCAGGGUAUUCAAAGAGCUGGCUAAUAUCAUCUUGAGACCUCUCUCAACUAUUCUUUAGUGGUGUUGGGAAUCUGAUGAGAUCCAGUCUGGAAGAUGACAGAUGUUGUUACAGUUUUCCAGAAGGGCAAGAAAGACCCUGGUAAUUAUAGAUCUUUCACUCUCACUUCAAUGCCUUGCAAAAUUAUGAAGAAGAUUAUUCUGGGAGUUAUUGAAAAAAACCUGAAAGACAAUGUAGUUAUUGGUUACAGAUAACACAAGUUCACAAGGAAAAAAGUCUUCUUAGGUCUAGUUUACCUAUUUAGCUGAAGAAGGGAAGCCAGUCGAUCUUUCUGAAUUUCAGCAAAGCUUUUGAUACUGUUUCUCACAGUAUCCUUCUGAGGAAAAUGUCCAGAAUACUUGUAGACAAAUACAUAAUAGGAUGGCUGAACAAUUGGCUGACAGUUGGGACUCAGAGGGUUAUAGUAAAUAGUGUUACAUCAGGCUGGUGAGGGUCCAUAGGGCUAUACUUGAGGGCCAGUUCUCUUCAGUGUUUUCAUAAAUGACUUGGAUACAGGACUUGAAGCUAUGCUAAGUAAAUUUGCAAACAAUAAUAAAUUAGGAGAACCUGCUGACUCCCUUGAUGGUAGAGGCCUUGCAGAGAGAUACUGACAAAUUGGAGGGCUAUGCAGUCACCAACCAUGUGAAGUUUAACUAGAGCAAGUGAUGGAUUCUGCACCUGAAACCAGCAAAUAUGUCUGUAUGUACAGAUGGGAAGAUGAGAUGCUGAAGAGCAGCCCCACAGAAAGAGAUCUGCAAAUUCUGCUGAUGGCAAGUUGAAUCUGAGUCAGCAGUGUGCCCUGGCAGCCUGAAGGGCCAACUGUACCUGCAAGUGCAUCAGGCCCAGCACUGCCAGCCGGUCAAGGGAAGUGAUUGUCCCAGCCUGUGCUGUGCGGCCUCACCUCGAGCACUGAGUGCAGCUUUGGUUACCACAACAUAAGAAGGACAUAAAAUGAUUAGAAAGCAUCCAAAGGAAGGCUACAAAGGUGGUUUGUUCAGGCCAGAGCAGAGGAGCUGAGGGGAGGCCUGAUGGCGGCUGCAGCUCCUCACAGGGAGCGGAGGGGCAGCGCUGAGCUCUGCUCUGUGUGACAGCGAC